Pelagomonas calceolata is the source of this 963-nucleotide messenger RNA. NCBI's taxonomy places the organism in Eukaryota, Pelagophyceae, Pelagomonadales, Pelagomonadaceae. The record is from the annotation of a GenBank genome assembly.
AUGGACGACGACGACGACUUCGAGCGCGAAGCGGCGCUCGACGCCGAGGACGCCGCCUGGGAGAACAGCGACGACGACGCGCCCGAGGAGGCACCAAACGGCUCCGACGACGACGACGACGCGCCCGAGGAGGCCGGGAACGCGCCUCGGACGGUGGACGAGGACGGCUUCUCGGACGAGGAGCCGGACGCCGCGGCGAACGCCGCGGCCGUGGAAUACGACGAGCCCGCGCGCGCGCGCCGGCGCACGGGCGCGCUGCGGCGCGUCGAGGCGGCGGCCGCGAAGCGCCGCAAGCUCGCCGAGCCGGCGGCCGACUUCGUCGAGGUCCCGGCGGAGCCCGUGGUCGCGGCGCCGCCGCCCGUCGUGGAGAGGCGGACGCGCGUCGCCGACAACAUCUUCGUCAGCGACGAGCGCGCGCACCGGAGCCUGUUCGACGCGCGGCCGAGCGCGUCGGCGCUCGCGCUCGAGCGGCUCAAGUUCGGCGCCGCGCCGCGCGAAAGUACGACGGCCCACGUCCCGUUCGCGACGCCAGCGCUGCCGGUCUCAGGGGGCCGCAAGCGCCGGCGGCCGAAGGGCAAGGCGAAGGAGGCGGCGGCGGUCGCCGAGGCGCCCAAGUACAAGGGCCGGGGCCGGCGCAAGCGCAAGGGCGGCGGAGAACCCGCGGCGAAGCCGAGCGCCGCGGCCCCAAAGCCGCGGGCGCGCCGCAAGUCCAGCGCGGAGGCCCCGGCGCGGCCGCGCCGCAAGAGCAGUGGCGGUGAGGCGCCGGCGCCGGCGCCGGCAGUGCGGCCGCGUCGCAAGAGCAGCGGUGCCGCGACGGAGGAGGCGCCCACGCGGCCGCGGCGCAAGAGCAGCGGCGAGACGCAGGAGCAACCGAAGCCUCGCGCGCGGCGCAAGAGCAGCGAAGCGCCGGUGGCGAAGACGCGCCCCCGCCGGAAGACCGCCACGUACUCCCAGGAAGACUAA